CAAGCAGGAUGAGGCGGGCGGCCUGUCGAUAUACAAAGGCCCAAUGUCCACGAACAAUCAAGGACCUCGGUACUUCCCUUUCGGGUAUCGCCGGGCCCGACCCGAGGACUGCGUCUGGAUCAUCCCUGUGCUUAAUUUCGGGCAAUGUGAAGCCGAUUGCAUCAUUCGACCUCUGCAGCGAAUGAAGAAAACCGUUCCGAUCCAAACACUGUUCGAGGCGUGGGGAGUGACGAUUGAAGAAGAACGAAGAUGGCAGGGAGGCUGAUUAUUACCGGGGUCGGCUUUCUGUCCGAACGGGAUCCCCGCAUUUGCUCCCUUCUCCAGCUUCUCCUCCUCGGCUGCUUCUUCUCUCCUCCCUCUGCUUCCGACUCGCCUUACUGCUUUCUUUCGUCUUUUCAACUUCCUUCAAUUCAUUGACAAUUUGCUUUGAUCUCCUCCUCUCCAGUUCAACACACGACCCCGCAUUAUGGUCUCCGCCGUCCGCGUCGCCCCCUCGGCCGCCAGCAGAGCUCGCAACCUGCUGCGCACCGUCCAAUACACUCAUCCUCCUUCAUGUCCCUGUCAUUCAAAUCCCAACCACCAUCAUCACCACCGCUCUCCCACACUCGCCGACCAUGUGCGCCGCCAUAUGGCCACCCCCACGGACCCCUCUCGUCGGAAAGAAUACGCCUUCGAAAUGGCCGCUUCUAGCAUCCGCUUUGGCCCUGGAGCGACAAAGGAGGUCGGCAUGGAUUUUGCCAACAUGAAAGCGAAGCGAGUAUGCAUUGUGACCGACGAAAAUGUGUUAAAGUUGGAUGCCAUGAAACAAGCGGUGGAAGGCCUGACACGGGAGGGGAUUGAGUUCACCGUCUUCGACAAGGUCCGCGUGGAACCCAAGGAUAGCUCUGUCAAGGAAGCAAUCGAAUUUGCCAAACCAUACAAUCCCGACGCUUUCCUCGCCGUAGGCGGUGGAUCGGUUAUUGACACCGCCAAACUCAUGAACCUCUACACCGUCUUUCCGGACGCCGACUUUCUCGACUUUGUCAAUGCCCCGCUGGGUAAGGGGCUGCCGGUUGACCGGCCAUUGAAGCCAUUGGUGGCUGUGCCGACCACCGCAGGUACCGGCUCGGAGACCACAGGCACUGCCAUCUUUGAUCUGGUAUCCAAGAAGGCCAAGACCGGCAUUGCGCACCGGAAUCUAAAGCCGACGCUGGGCAUCUGCGAUCCGAUCAACACGCGCACCAUGCCCUCGGCAGUUCAUGCUUCCUCCGGUCUGGAUGUGCUCUGCCAUUCGCUGGAGUCGUGGACGGCGAUUCCCUACAACGAACGGACACCUCGUCCGACUAAUCCGAUAAACCGCCCCGCAUAUCAGGGUGCGAACCCUAUUUCCGACAUCUUCUCCCUGCAGGCACUGAAGAGCACCGUCAAGUACCUUCCCAGGGCUGUCAGGGACCCCGAUGAUUUUGAGGCGCAGUCACAGAUGCUUUUGGCCGCCACCCUGGCUGGUGUUGGCUUUGGUAACGCAGGCGUCCAUCUCUGCCACGGCAUGAGCUAUCCGAUCUCCAGCCAGAACCCGGGAUAUAAGCAUGCAGGCUACGCAGUGGACCACCCAAUCAUUCCACACGGUGUGUCAGUGGCAGUGACUGCACCGGCCGUCUUCCGAUUCACCGCUGCCUCCAACCCGGACCGACAUUUGGCGGCCGCGGAGGCAUUCGGGGUGGAUAUCUCGAACGUGAAGCGGGAGAGCGCGGGCGAGGUCUUGGGAGAGGCGCUGGCCAACUUCCUGGUUAGGCUUGGCGACCAGCCCCGAGGCCUGAAGGAUCUGGGCUUCAAGGCGGGGGAUAUUGACUCCCUGGUGGAGGGCACAAUCCCACAGCAGCGGGUGUUAUCGCUUGCGCCGACGUUGAGCGGGGAGCUCGAGGCUGAGAAGGCUGAGUUGCGGGGGUUACUGGAGGAAUCCCUGGAAUAUUAGCGUGUAUAUAACGACUAGUUUGAAAUUGCAUGACAUUUAAGAUGAUGGUCGCCGUGCCAAGUGGACUAGUGUGCACCUUCCCUGACAGCAUCCCC
Aspergillus sclerotioniger CBS 115572 is the source of this 2046-nucleotide messenger RNA. RefSeq names its product hydroxyacid-oxoacid transhydrogenase. Gene Ontology annotation, cellular component: mitochondrion. The record is from RefSeq and is a predicted model, not a curated record. The coding region runs from base 467 to 1951 and encodes 494 amino acids. Lineage: Eukaryota; Fungi; Ascomycota; Eurotiomycetes; Eurotiales; Aspergillaceae. Gene Ontology annotation, molecular function: alcohol dehydrogenase (NAD+) activity; metal ion binding. The transcript is spliced from 3 exons.